GAUAACAUGGCGGCAGCAGCUGCCCGGGCAUCCCGAGGAGGCGGCGGCGCCCACACCCGGAAGAAGGGGCUGUUUUCGGGCUAGUGCAGCGGUUCCUGCGGACCCGGAAGUCCCGGCCAGCUGCUGAAUGAGGGGAGCCGGGCCCUCCCCGCGACAGUCCCCCCGCGCCCUCCGCCCCGACCCGGGCCCCGCCAUGUCCUUCUUCCGGCGGAAAGUGAAAGGUAAAGAGCAAGAGAAGACCUCAGACAUCAAGUCCAUUAAAGCUUCAAUAGCUGUACAUUCCCCACAAAAAAGCACUAAAAAUCAUGCCUUGCUGGAAGCUGCAGGACCAAGUCAUGUUGCAAUCAAUGCCAUUUCUGCCAACAUGGACUCCUUUUCAAGUAGCAGGACAGCAACACUUAAGAAACAGCCAAGCCACAUGGAGGCUGCUCAUUUUGGGGACCUAGGAAGAUCCUGUCUGGACUAUCAAACUCAAGAGACCAAAUCAAGUCUUUCAAAGACCCUUGAGCAAGUCUUGCGUGAUCCUGUUGUCCUCCCAUAUUUCCUUCAGUUUAUGGAACUUCGGAGAAUGGAGCACCUGGUGAAAUUUUGGUUAGAUGCUGAAAGUUUUCACUCUACAACAUGGUCCCGAAUAAGAGCACACAGUCUAAACACAGUGAAACAGAGUUCACUGGCUGAGCCUGUCUCUCCAUCUAAAAAACAUGAAACUACAGUGUCAUUUGUAACUGAGUCUCUUGACAGGAGGUUGGGGGAUUCCAGCUCGGCCUCGCUGCUUAUGGCUCAGUCAGAAGGAAUUGACCUGAGUAGUAGAACUCAGAAUCACUUGCUGCUUUCCCAGGAAUGCCACAGUGCCCAUUCUUUCCAUCUUGAAAUGGCCAGAACAGGAACUCAUCAAAUUUCCAUGGACACCCCAGAAUCCUCUUCCAGACUUCCAGUAGCCAGUAGAAAUAGUUCCUCUUCUCCAUUGCGAGAAAUAUCAGGAAAACUAAUGAAAAGCAUAGAACAAGAUGCAGUGAAUACUUUUACCAAAUAUAUAUCUCCAGAUGCUGCUAAACCAAUACCAAUUACAGAAGCCAUGAGAAAUGACAUCAUAGCAAAAAUUUGUGGAGAAGAUGGCCAGGUGGAUCCCAACUGUUUCGUUCUGGCACAGGCUGUAGUCUUUAGUGCAAUGGAGCAAGAGCACUUUAGUGAGUUUCUGCGAAGUCACCAUUUCUGUAAAUACCAGAUUGAAGUGCUGACCAGUGGGACUGUUUACCUGGCUGACAUUCUCUUCUGUGAGUCAGCCCUCUUUUAUUUCUCAGAGUACAUGGAAAAAGAAGAUGCAGUGAAUAUCUUACAGUUCUGGUUAGCAGCGGAUAAUUUCCAGUCUCAGCUUGCUGCCAAAAAGGGCCAGUAUGAUGGACAGGAGGCACAGAAUGAUGCCAUGAUUUUAUAUGACAAGUACUUUUCCCUCCAAGCCACACACCCCCUUGGAUUUGAUGAUGUUGUGCGAUUAGAGAUUGAAUCCAAUAUCUGCAGGGAAGGUGGGCCACUUCCUAACUGUUUCACAACUCCGUUACGUCAGGCUUGGACAACCAUGGAGAAGGUCUUUUUGCCUGGUUUUCUGUCCAGCAAUCUUUAUUAUAAAUAUUUGAAUGACCUCAUCCAUUCAGUUCGGGGAGAUGAAUUUCUUGGAGGGAAUGUUGCACUGGCUGCUCACGGCUCUGCCUGCCUUCCUGAGGAGUCUCACUCAGGUGGUUCCGAUGGCGCUGCUGCUCAGUCUAGUGUGAAAAAAGCCAGUAUUAAAAUUUUGAAAAAUUUUGAUGAAGCAAUAAUUGUGGAUGCUGCAAGUCUGGAUCCAGAAACUUUAUAUCAACGGACAUAUGCAGGGAAGAUGUCUUUUGGGAGAGUCAGUGACUUGGGGCAGUUCAUCCGAGAGUCUGAGCCUGAACCUGAUGUGAAGAAAUCAAAAGGAUUCAUGUUCUCACAAGCUAUGAAGAAGUGGGUGCAAGGAAAUACCGAUGAGGCCCAAGAAGAGCUAGCUUGGAAGAUUGCGAAAAUGAUAGUGAGUGAUGUUAUGCAGCAGGCACACUAUGAUCAACCAUUAGAGAAAUCUACAAAGCUAUGACUCAAAACCAGAGAUAAGGAAAUCUGAUUUUGAAAAAUAAGAACUUUUCCCUUUGGUUGGAUCCCUCAACACAGCCGAUGAAAACGGAGCACUGCAUUUCUUUUCACUGCUCGAUCACUGUGGUUUCCAAGAAAGAAUGGGAGACAGUCCGAGAGCUGCUGUUCAAUAUAGUCAUAGGUGCACAUGAUGGUAACACAGUGAGUCACAAGAUACACAAUGGUGAAAUCACCACAGUUAGUUUUCCAGUGGCCAUAACCCACUGUGAGAGAGUUACCCACUGGAGUAGACAGGGACCACAUCCUAUGUGAGGCCGAGAAACGUGAGUCGGUGUGCGGUCCACAUGCUUGCGACAGAGCCCAGCCUUAGUGUCAGAAAGCAUGAAACAGAGGUGCUUUGUUCUUGUCCUCAAAUUCACAGGUGAGUCAGUCCUACCUGGAGCACACAGGCAGCUGUGUGGGCCCACAGCUUGUGGAGCAGGUGACAGUUCCUUGUGUAGUCUUCCUUCAGAGGCAUUAAUUUAGAAAGAAGCUGACAAGUCAUGGGCAAGGCUCAGUGAUGUCAUCCUUCUCUUUGGUGACAGAACAUAGUUUUCACAUUUCACUCACUCCUGAGAUGUUACAUCCUUAAAGCCAGUCCCUCCUCUGUUAACAAAAGUGCAAAUUUAGUUUACUAUGAGCGUCAAGACCCACUCCUCAACAGGAACACUAUGCUCCAGAUGCUUCAUUCCCUUUUCAGAAUACACAUGGAAAAAACUAAGUAUCACUCCAGUUUUUCCCAUGUGGUACUUGGGACACAUUCUCGGAUUUUAUUUUUAUCUUUUAUUUUUAAUAAACUGGGGAAUGAAGCACUCACUUUAGUGUCUCCCCAAGUCUUCACUGUGAGUGGGAAAUGUGCAGUUGCCUUUUCCCUUCCUGUCUUCAGACAGCAGGAGACUCACUCUGCCCUUCUGCUUUGCACCCGUGGCCCAGCCGUUGCUGGGGCCCACCAUUUGGCAAGCACACUCCCCCGGCCACAGGGUGCCAGUGCUUCCUUGUGUGUGACAGUUUAGAGAGAAAGGAAGUUUUCUUAGGUGUUAAUGCUUUUUGCUCAGAACUUGCAAAAGAAUAUAUGUUUGUGUGUGUAUAUAUAUAUAUUUGUAUAUAUAUAAAAUUAUUAAUCACCUCUGUCCUUGGGAAAGUCUUGAAUGAAUAGAAAAUUUAUUUCAUUGCAAUAUUAAUUGUAUAGAGGCACACUGUUCAUCAACAGAAGAAGCAAAAAGGCUGUGUAAAAGUUUUUGGUACUAUGUACCAACUCUGUUAUUCUGAAGUAUUCAUGUACUUAAACCAUAUUCUAUUUAAUUGUGUUUGAUUUUAAAUAUAUAUAUGAAUUAUA
This is a messenger RNA of Psammomys obesus (fat sand rat), 3478 nucleotides long. RefSeq names its product A-kinase anchoring protein 10 (gene Akap10). Gene Ontology annotation, biological process: intracellular protein localization. The transcript is spliced from 15 exons. Gene Ontology annotation, cellular component: plasma membrane. The record is from RefSeq and is a predicted model, not a curated record. Gene Ontology annotation, molecular function: protein kinase A binding. NCBI's taxonomy places the organism in Eukaryota, Metazoa, Chordata, Mammalia, Rodentia, Muridae. The coding region runs from base 128 to 2107 and encodes 659 amino acids.